This is a messenger RNA of Exaiptasia diaphana, 1686 nucleotides long. Its product is annotated as cysteine-rich hydrophobic domain-containing protein 2. The coding region runs from base 67 to 570 and encodes 167 amino acids. The record is from RefSeq and is a predicted model, not a curated record. The transcript is spliced from 6 exons. Lineage: Eukaryota; Metazoa; Cnidaria; Anthozoa; Actiniaria; Aiptasiidae.
UCCCCUCACUUCCGAUGGCUGAGUGACUGGAAAUACAUCGUCUUCUAGACAGGAUUUAUGAUCUGAAUGGCGAACUUUGACGCCAUUUUUGAUGAAAACAUCGAGUCCGAAGCAGAUUCUCGUAUUUCAGACGAUUAUGUGCCGAUUCAGAAGGAUCCUGUGGUUGUACGUGGAGUUGGACACAUGACUAUAUUUGGUUUAAAUAGCAAGUUUGAUUCAAGUUUUCCUCAGGGACUUUCCGCGAAGGUGGCACCAGAAGAGUUCAAAGAAACAAUUACAAGAGUAAACAGAGUACUAAGUAAAACAAUGCCAAUCAAUGUACGUUGGCUAUUGUGUGGGUGUAUAUGCUGUUGUUGUACGUUAGGGAUAUCAAUGUGGCCUGUUGUUUGUUUAAAUAAAAGAACAAGACAUUCAUUAAAUAAAAUAUUAGAUGCYGAAAACUGUCAUUUAUAUCACAAGCUUGGGCUUCACUGGCGCCUUACCAAACAAAAGUGCAACAAUAGCAAUAUGAAAGAAUAUGUUUUAUUAAUAGAAUUUAUACCAAUGACAAAUAUCCUGCGUCCAGACUGAAAGCCCAAUUCCUGUUUAAUAUGUACUUUGAUGAUAUGUAAUUGACAUGAUAAASUAUGAGACUAUCUGUAUAGGGUAUCCAAUAUUGAAUCCAUUGUAACUUAGUAGCCUUCUUAGUGGCCCUCAGGGAAUUGGCGAGAGUCGUUAGAGAGUUUAAGCAUCACGUUUACAGCAAACAUCUAAGRGCAGAGCUGAACCAAUGACCUAAGAAUUUUCGUGCCUGAACUUGUGCUUUUGGUAGUCAUUUGAAAGAGCGACCAAUUUUCACGAUUAUGGCAACCCCAAAAUACCCCACUUUAGCAUCGAAACUGUAACGGGAAACCCAAAAAAGUAGGUCACAUGAUCUUUUCUAACAUUUGCUGUGAAUGUCAUGCUUAAGCUAUCUAUUAUCUGCUUGGCCUACUGCUAGUCAGGCUACUGAAAAGCUAUUGUAUAGCCCAUUCAGAUUUGGUGUGMAUGCUUCAGACCUUCCUGAACUUUGAUUCAUUUACUUUAACUCUUUCAUAUGUUUUACUAAAAUUUUAGAAAUAAAAGUGAAUCCAAACUAACAAAUUCAGCCUAAACUUUAUGUAAAUGAUAGGGAUUGCUAAUAUUUUAGCAAGCCUGUUGAAGAGCAUGUUACACCAACAAAGUCAACUCAUGAUUGCAAGUUUAGUUAAAAUGAUUCUGGUUUUCAUAUUGCUAUUGAAAAAAGUAGAAUGACCUGCAUAGAUGUCUUGAUUUUGCAGACUUAAUGCAAGUUGUUUUGUUAUAUUAAAUAGGUUAUAUUUAUAUUCAUUAAAGCAAUGUAUGUAAAUUAUUUUAUUUUGACCCUGUAAGGUUUAAUAUUAUUAUCAAAAGUUAAUAUCAUGCACUGUUAUUUUCAUUCAUAGCCUAAAUAGUUUCAAAAUCAUGUUUAAUCAUUAAUAGAUAUUGUCAUUAAGCUUGUAUGGAAUUAAUUGCUAGAAAAAGUCUGAACACUAUCUUUGUAUAAUAAUUAAAAAGUGCACAAUAAGAAAAAAUAUAACUGUAAAAACGUUAAAUUUUUGCCAUUUUAUAAAAAUGAUUGAAUAAUUUAAUUCAAUUAUGUUUACAAAUUAAAAUGUGACAUUAUUCGUUGUUAGUUAAAUUGUUAGU